AUGCCAACCCUUCAAGCUUCAACCGUUUUGUGUGCUACUGGUUCUAUUUCCUCCCGGUGUCAAAGACGAAACAGUACUGUAGCCGCUAUCAAUCUUCCGAGACUCCGGACAAGCACUCUCUCCCUGCCAAACCUCCCAACUAGAGGUUUGGUGAAGGAACUAGAGUUGAGAAAUGGCAAUUACCCUACAACAACCACCACUUUCAUUGAAAAACACUUCAAUUCACCUAAGAUUAGGCCUGAAACCAAUGAUUCUGAUCCCAUGAUGAUUACAAAGCUAUAUACUAUAAUGGAGGCUGUUGCGGAUAGAGUGGAGAUGCACAAGAAUAUUGGAGAGCAGAGAAACAAUUGGAACAGCCUGCUUUUAACAUCCAUCAAUGCAAUCACUCUUGCUGCUGCAACAAUGACUGGAAUUGCAGUGACGAGUGCUAACGGUGCUCCUAUGAUGGCGGUGAAGACCGCUUCUACUCUAAUGUAUUUGUCGGCAACAGGGAUGUUGUUGCUUAUGAAUAAAAUUCAACCAUCCCAACUUGUUGAAGAACAACGAAACGCUGCAAGGUUGUUCAAGCAGCUUCUUGGACAGUUUCAAACACUUAUUUCAGUUGGUAGUCCUACUAUGGCUGAUGUGAAGGAAGCAAUGGAGAAAGUUUUGGUUCUUGACAGGGCCUAUCCUCUUCCUCUACUUGUCAAAAUAAGAUCAGUUGAGAAGGUCAAUAUAGGAACUGUUAAGACCGUUCAGGCAGCCAAAAUGGAGGGCUAG
Molecule: messenger RNA, 759 nt
Organism: Ilex paraguariensis (yerba mate)
Lineage: Eukaryota; Viridiplantae; Streptophyta; Magnoliopsida; Aquifoliales; Aquifoliaceae
Source: the annotation of a GenBank genome assembly